Messenger RNA from Acipenser ruthenus (sterlet), 2045 nucleotides. Its product is annotated as tapasin-related protein-like. The record is from RefSeq and is a predicted model, not a curated record. The coding region runs from base 166 to 1572 and encodes 468 amino acids. The transcript is spliced from 10 exons. NCBI's taxonomy places the organism in Eukaryota, Metazoa, Chordata, Actinopteri, Acipenseriformes, Acipenseridae.
AAAAUGAAAGCAAAAGUGAAAUAUCAUGUUAAACCAAUGUUUUUUUUUUUGCAGUUCGUAUAUGAAGACGCUAUUGUAUUAUACAGUCUGUUUAUAUCCGUCUAUAACUUAAAGAGCAACAAAUAACAAAAAAGGAAAAUCAAAAAAGGCGUUUAUCAUAGAAGCAUGUAUUUGAAGUGCGCCUUGUCGGUGUGUGCUGUAGCCCUGUGUGCAAUCCUGGGUAUUGCCGGUUCGGAUCCUGACCCCAGCGCUGACCCCCCGGCCGUGCUGCGAUUGGUGGAUAUUGUUCUGGAAUGCUCUCUGGUGGAGGAGGGGGGUGGGCGGCUAUCAAUGUUCGCAUCGGCGUUCUCCCGCCAGCCUGCCACCCUGGUGCUGAGGAAGGUCGGCGUGCCAGAACACGAAACCCUGGACAGCUAUACCGAGUACCAGCCUCCCCCUUUCGACCCCGAAGCACUCAUAUUCGAGGUGGAAGUGACAUCAGCGUCAAUCCCAGGAGCUGAGUCGCUGCUCCACGCCGACUGCAACGAACAGGAAGUGACAUGUGAGAUCAGCCAGUACUACCCCCAGGAUGAGGUGUCGGAAACAGCCUGGUUUAUUUGCAGCCUGCAGGUAGAGGGGGGCGGGGUUAGUGCCACCAUGGUGAUGAGGACUCAGCCAAUCACAGGAGAGGUGGGCAUGGAGCCGCAGAAACAGAAGAAGCUGGACUUGCCUCUGAGUGACAGUGGGACCAUUCAGCUGGCAGCGCAGUUCAAUGUGUUCACCAGCAUGCCCAGUGUCUCCACUGCACUAGGGGGCACUGUGCUACUAGACUGCGGCUUCACGGGUGAGCAGCACAUACAGGAAGUGCAGGUGGAGUGGCGCGUGCAGCACAAGGGGAACGGGAGGCGUGUUCUUCACUUUCGCAGCGAUACGAACGAAGGAGUCUCCGAUCGCCCCGGGGCUCAGAUCGACUCUGCCAGGCUGGCUGCCCACAGGAACGCCUCGCUCUUCCUGCCUGGGUUCCGAGUGGUGGACGAGGGCACCUACAUCUGCAUCGUGACAGCCGGGCCGUACCAGGCACAGCAAGUCAUUCAAGUGCAGGUCCAGGAACCCCCCUCAGUGAAUCUUGUUCCCGAGGCUCUGCAGCUCCAGGAGGGAGUGACAGAGAGACUGAGCUGUGAGAUCAACAGAUACUACCCCCUUGAUGUGCAGGUAGUCUGGACCCAGUCUCCUUCCUCCUCUCCUUCCUCCUCCCCUUCCUCUCCUCCCCCUUCCCACCUUCCUCAUAUCUACUUCUCCAGCCACAGGCAGCACCCUGACGGGACCUACUCACUGUCUGCCUACGUGCUGGUGAAUCCCUCCACCUGUGACGCCGGGACUACUUUCACCUGCUCCGUGACACACCCCUCCCUCAGCGAGCCGCUCACAGCCAGCCUCACUCUCACACUGCCGGAAGAAUCUAGACUCUGGCUGAUUCUCGGAGUCUCCAUGGCGACACUCAUCUUCAUAUUUGCUGCUUAUAAACUUGUGUUGCAGUGGAACAAAGGGACAGUUGCCAAAAAAGGACAACUAAAAAAUAUCAAGGUAAAUUGAUAUUUACAUCAAACUAAACGGACCAGCACUCCUGAAGUUACGAGAUGAACCCCAAACCUCUUCACACAGCAUCGUCUUCUUUGAUUGGACACGCAGACUUAAUGAAUAUAUCGAUUCAUGAUAUCGAACUACACUCCCCUCCAACUAGUAUUGGGACUGAUAAAUAAUUGCAGCAUGAUAGGAAUGGGUGUGAUUGUGUUGCCCCCUCCGUUUUACCCUGCUGCUCAGACCCCUUGCUUGAUAGGAAUGGGUGUGAUUGUGUUGCCCCCACCGUUUUACCCUGCUGCUCAGACCCCUUGCUUGAUAGGAAUGGGUGUGAUUGUGUUGCCCCCACCGUUUUACCCUGCUGCUCAGACCCCUUGCUUGAUAGGAAUGGGUGUGAUUGUGUUGCCCCCUCCGUUUAACCCUGCUGCUCAGACCCCUUGCUUGAUAGGAAUGGGUGUGAUUGUGUUGCCCCCACCGUUUUACCCUGC